This is a messenger RNA of Didymodactylos carnosus, 339 nucleotides long. The record is from the annotation of a GenBank genome assembly. NCBI's taxonomy places the organism in Eukaryota, Metazoa, Rotifera, Eurotatoria, Philodinida, Philodinidae.
AUGAGUAGUGGCCUAUCAGAUCUGUCUGUUGAUAUCAAUACACGUGUUAUCCAUAUCAUCGGUGACAAUAUAGAUACUCUUACAAUGACACAACAACUCGAUAAACUUAAACUGGUGUAUCAUGACGAAAAGAAUUUAGAUGAAACAUCAGCAGCUAUUUAUAAUGUUAAAUCCAGAACAUCAGUUUCAGUUAUUAUGGCAUAUUUUGGUAUUAAAGAUGUCAGGUUUCUUGGUUCAAGCGAACCAUUACUAUACGAUCCUUGUACUGGUUUAACAUUUGAAAGUAUCGAUAGUGGGACUCAUGUGAUCCACAUAACGGGUAGAAAAAAUGGUAUGUAA